This is a messenger RNA of Caenorhabditis angaria, 4101 nucleotides long. The record is from the annotation of a GenBank genome assembly. Lineage: Eukaryota; Metazoa; Nematoda; Chromadorea; Rhabditida; Rhabditidae.
AUGAUUCUUCGAAAUUCCUUGAUAUUUUCAUGUUUUUUCCUAUCCAUCUCAACUUUGCUGCAAUAUUCGACCGGUAAAAGUGAGAGAUCCCUCUAUUGUUUCGUCAAUACACCAGAUGUAAGAUUUUUGAUAGGUGAACCUUUUUAGAUGAACUCAGAAAUAUCUUCCAAGAAAAUUGAUAUUUUUGUGAUUUUUCAGCGUCAAAUUUUUGAUCCGAACGUUCUCUCAAAUGUCUCUUGCACUCAUUUUGUCUACGGUUUUGUUCCAAUCAACAAUCCAAAAGGAAAACCAGAAUUCAACAACUAUGAUUUGAUGUAUAAUGGAAGAGAUGGAAAUAUUCGCAAAUUUUUGAGACUUCGAUCAAAACAUCGAGAUGCCAAAUUUCUUCUUGGAGUUGAACGAACUGCUUCUUUCAGAGAUGUUAUUGAUGCACAAAAUGUUGCAAAAGGUAUGCAAAAAGCAUACAAGGAGAAGUUAGUUGCAGCCAAAUUUUUUGAGUUUUUACUGUAUUAUCUUUUCAGGCAAUUCGAUGGUGUUUAUGUGAAGUUCAACGGUUAUCAUCUUUCCCAAUUGUCCUCCGUUGUUUUUAUGGAAACUUUGGAAACGUCGACGAUGAAACCAAGUAUUGGAGUAACUGCGGAAAGAGUUUGGCAAAAUGAUGUGAUCAACAGACUUCGAGAGAUUGCAGAACACGUUGAGCAUAUUUAUUUGGAUAUGUCUACAGUACCAUCAAAUGAAGAUCCAAUGAUUGUUACACAAGUUGAUGUUGUAUUUGCGAAUGGAUCGAUUCCGUAUGAAGAUACGAUUCAGGGAAAUGUUGACAAGUUGGUUUUUCCAAUCAUUUCUCAAACUCUGCCAAAAAUUCUUAUCAAAAAGCCCACGUGGCUAUAGUUUUCGAUUUUUCAAAAAAGUGUUUUUCAGACUUGCUGAAGAGGGAAUUAUGCCUCACAAAUUGAUCAUUGGAUUAUCCGCUUCAGGAUGGGUUUUCAAAGUUCCAUCAGUUCUCAAAAUCAAUCACGGAAUGUAUGCGGACGAAAUUGGAAGGCGAAUCAGUUAUCAAAACGCUUGCAAAGCUCGUGGAGCAGUUUUAUUUGACAACAAAACUUUGAACGAAAUCACAAUUCGCGGACAAGAUUGGACUUGUGCAAAUCUUCCUUCGGAAAAUGCUCUUGGCAUGAAAAUCGAGUGGAUUCUCGACAAUAAUUUUGCUGGAGUUGGUUUCAAUUCAAUUUUCGAAGAUGAUCCAAAAGGAGAAUGUGGAAAUGAUCCACUUCCAUCUCAUGUUUUGGCAAUGCAAACUAUUUUGGGAACUCUUCCUUCUGGACCAGCAAAAUGUACAAGACUUUGUUAUAUUUCACCAGAAGAGAUUGAUGAUAAUUUCCCAUUCGAUUCAUUAAAAUCCGAAUUUUGUUCACAUAUUAUUGUGGAUUAUUUGGAACUUGGAGAUUCUAUUCAAUUCGGAGUUGGAGAAUUGACAACAAAACGAAAAGGAGUUGAAGAGUUGCUCAAGAAAUUGAAUACCUGGCGGCGGAAAAUUGGCGAGAAAAAUUCACCAAGCCUCAUUUUGUCAGUUGGAUCAAAUCAGAAAAGCAGUGUUUGGAAAUUUGUUGUUGGCAACGAUGCUUUGAGAAAAUUAUUGGUCGAUAAUAUUAUGAAAUAUGUUGAUGAAGAGAUUGCUGAUGGAGUUGAGAUUUCAUGGACAAAAGAAAGUAUGAUCGAUGUUUUUGAUAAGAAAAACUUGAUGUCAUUGAUUGAGGAAAUUAAUAGUAAGCAGGAAAAGGAUAAUUUGAUUGAAAUUAUGGUUGCUGCGAGUGCUGAAAGCACUUUUGCCAAUUUUUAUGAUAUUGCGCAAUUGAAUCGAACCGUGGAUCUUGUUGUUUUGCAAACUCACAAACUUCAUUCAAACAAGAUUCCGUUCACAGGUAUUUUUAAAACAAAAUGCUUCUUGACAUCAAACAAGUGAUUUCCAAUUUUCAGGUCACCCAUCGCCACUUCGUGCAACUCCUUCAAUGCAAAACCAAAAAAUGAGUAUUGAAGAAAUGGUGAAACAUUGGACAAGCCAAGGAAUGUCUCGAAAACGCUUGGCAAUCUCAAUUUCUGCUUCAGCAAUCUCAAUGUCUUACAUUUCUCCAGAUCAAAAAUCUAUUUCAAAAUCGCCAUUUGGUCAAGUUGCUUCAGUUUUUCGAUCAGAUUCGGAUGACAUCAAAACACAACAAGAAAUCUGUGAAUCUUUGCAAAUGGAAACAUCAGAAUCGAAUUGGGUAGAAACAGCUGAUGUUCCAGUUAUCCUUCGAAAAAAUCAAUUGAUUGCAUACGAAAAUUUGAGAAGUGCUCAAGUAAAAGCAGUUUGGGCUUCAAUUGAAGGAAUCGGAAUGGCAAUUCAUAAUCUACCAGCUGAUGAUCCAUUUGGAAUUUGUGAUAAUCGGACAGCUUUUCCUAUUUUGACACAAUUGACUAGAACUCAAACAUGUUCGAAAUGCAUCAAACAACACGAUUUCAGAAAAUGUCAGCAUGAUUUCACAGUUUCUUGUAGCUUUGAUUUGAAAUCUUCGAAACGUGAGUAUUUAUUUUUCGAAGUCGAAAAUUUUUUCGGAAAUUUCAGCCAUUUUCAAAACUUCAAUUGUCCCUUAUGAAAGAUGCACUGAAAUUGUUGUCGAGCAAUUGAAAUUGAAUUCGACUGGAAAAAUUGUGUUUGCUGAUAAAAAUCAGGAAAAUGUGGCAAAGAAUUUGGUGGGUUCGGUUUAUAGUUAAUUUUUCCGUAAAUUUUUGAAAAAAGUUAAAAUCUUCGGAAUCAUUUUUCUUGAUUCUAAACUACUGGAAAAAAAUUUUAUUUCAGACUACUCUCCACUCAAAAAUGGAGAAAUGCGGAUUAAUCAUGUCGCUUUCAUGCGGUUCAAAUGAACGAGAUUUCACUCGACUUUUGGUGGACAAAAUGAAUUCAACAAUCGAUAAUAUUUUGCAGAAAAUGAGAGAAUACAAGUUUUCCGGAAUUCUUUUAGAUUGCGAAAAAGUCGUCAAACGAACAAAUCAUGUCAGUUUUUCAAACAAUUUCUUUUCGAAAAAUAAAACUAGUAAAAAAUGUGGAUUUUUCAGCGUCAAUUCAACACUUUCCUCAAAACUCUUCAAGAAAAACUCGACUCUCAAAAAGCCGCCAACAAUUGUUCCAACACUAUUUCAAUCCGUUUUAGUGACAAAACUUCGAGCCCAAAUUCACUUUAUCAAAUCUCCCAACUCAAUAAAUUAUCACACGUGGCAUUGUCGAAUAUUGACGCAAAACGAGUAGAUCAACAAUUUUUGGGAAGUCAUGCCAAAUCUACAGUAAGCCUAGCCUCAUUCAUUUCGAUUUGACAAAUCUUAUUUUCAAUUUCAUUUCAGGAACAAGUUUUAUCUCGCUGGUUGGUUAGUGGAGUUAAACCUUCAAAAAUCGUUUUGGAGAUUUCACCAUUUGCAAUCAAACAAUCGAAAAAUGGAACUGUUUCAACUUUGACACAAGGACAAGUUUGUGAAAGUGUUGGAAAUCGCGCGGUUUUCGAUGAAGACUUUUUGGAUUUGGUUUCAACUGUUGGACAUGAUGCGGGAAUUAUCAGCUCACCGACUGUUGCAACUUUCAAAUAUAAGGUAAGAGGAGGGGGGCUUUAGAGAGUGAGAGUCUCGAUAUUUUAGAAAGUAGAGUUCUCAACUGUGACGUGGCAAAAACGUGACUCUUAAAAUUUCGAAUAAAAAACAUUUCAAGAAAAUGUUCAAAUUUUAAUUUUUUCUAACAUUUGUGAUUUCAAAAAAAAGUAGAAUAAACUUUUGCAAUUCAUAUUCAUAAUCUAGUUCUGAAAUUAAAAUGCUUUGUACUUUUGACACAAUGAACAUAAUCCUGCUCUUUGACCAUGCGUUAUAACGUGGAAAAGUUCAAAGAUUGUGAAAAUCCGAAAACAUUUAGAAAUCGUUUCCAAAACAAAUGUUCACUAUUGUUUCCAGAUUGGCUUUGCUGUUCGCGAAGAAUUAGCUGGAAUCGGAAUCCGCAGUGUGAACGGCGAUGAUUUCACUGGAAUCUGCGGCCGCGGCUCAUUCCCAAUUUUGAAAAGUGUCUACAGAAAAGAUAAAUGCUAA